CCUCUGGGCCAGUCGGCGAGCAGAGACCAAGAAGAUGGCUGCCGUGCACGGUGGUAGUGUCGCUAUUGUGUAGAGCGUCCUAAGGCUUUUGGCAGCUUCUGCCGUGGGCAGCGUCUACCGCGAGUACGACAUCGCGGCUGCUGCCCUACCGUCGGGAAGUGCGACUCGACGCGUCCUCGUAGCCGGGAAGUGCGACGAGCCGUGCGAUCGACAGCGGAACGGGAGAGGCAGGAGGUGGGGAAGGAGGAGGAGGAGGAGGAGCAGGCGGCGGCGGAGGAGGCGGAGGAGGACAACGACGGCAACGAGGACGGACACGAGGACGACCGCCGAGGGCCGCCGACGACACGAAGAUGCCGAGCGCGUCGUUUUCGUCGUCUACGCGCGGCUACCUGCGGAGGUCGCGUCGAAAAAACGGGAGGAACGGGAGUCUCGUGCUGAGAACGGCCGAGCUAGUCGAAUUGCCGUGCAAUCAGCUUAUUCCAGUAACUGGCGGUGGAGUCGGCGUAAGUACUGGAGGACGAGGCUCGUCCCCUAGUGUAUCCGGAGUGGCUGCUCCCUCACCGUCACCCCAAUCGCACUCGUCGCCGUACGAUCUGAGACGCAAAAGUCCACCGCAUCCCGAUCCGGCGCCCGGCACGAGUUCCGCCCUUCCUCCAUCGGGUGGCAUCGCCGCUACCUUCGGUUCGUCGUCUCUACCGGCAAGGAAACGACCGAGACGAACGUGUUCGUUGUCAACAGAUGGUAUAAACACAAACACGGCGGCGCAUUACCUCCAGUAUGAGCUCCCGGACGAAGUCCUGCUCACAAUAUUCAAUUAUCUUAUGGAACAAGAUCUUUGCCGUGUCUCACAAGUUUGCAAGCGUUUCCAAGUGAUCGCGAAUGACACGGAACUGUGGAAGUCGCUGUACCAACAGGUCUACGAAUACGACCUGCCGCUGUUCAAUCCAGCGCCAUGUAAAUUCGAAUUUGUCUCGCCGGACGAGUCGGAGUAUCAAAAUCCAUGGAAGGAGAGUUUCAGGCAGCUAUACAGAGGCGUGCACGUGCGGCCUGGCUUUCAGGACUUAAAGUUUAAAGGCCGCAAUUUGCCGUACUUUAACACGGUUCAGGGUGCAUUGGACUACGUCGACGAGUAUAGAAGCAACAAUGGCGCCUCGGCAAACAGCGGCGCUACUGCCGCGGGCGGUCAGGGCUGUUGUAACAGCAAUUCACAAACGAGCGGGGAAGACACUUCAACGCAACACUUAGUUUUUCUACAUGCUGGUACAUAUAGAGGCGAAUUUCUUGUGAUUGAUAGUGAUGUAGCGUUAAUUGGUGCUGCACCGGGAAAUGUCGCAGAAUCUGUCAUUCUGGAACGCGAGAGCGAGUCGACGGUUAUGUUUGUGGAAGGUGCAAAACGUGCUUAUGCAGGGCAUCUCACGUUGAAGUUUACGCCCGACGUCACGAGCACGGUGCCUCAUCAUAAGCACUAUUGUUUAGAGGUUGGUGAAAAUUGCAGUCCCACCGUUGACCACUGCAUCAUCAGAAGCUCAAGUGUCGUCGGUGCAGCAGUCUGCGUGUCGGGCGUGGGUGCCAAUCCGUUAGUGAAGAAUUGCGAUAUAUCGGAUUGCGAGAAUGUUGGGUUAUAUGUAACCGACUACGCCCAGGGCACGUAUGAGGACAACGAGAUUUCGCGAAAUGCCCUCGCUGGCAUUUGGGUGAAAAAUUACGCGAAUCCUAUUAUGCGACGGAAUCAUAUCCAUCACGGUCGCGAUGUAGGAAUAUUUACGUUUGAUAAUGGGCUCGGUUAUUUCGAGGCUAACGAUAUUCACAACAAUCGGAUAGCAGGUUUCGAGGUGAAAGCCGGGGCUAAUCCUACCGUUGUUCACUGCGAGAUCCAUCACGGCCAGACCGGCGGCAUCUACGUACAUGAGAACGGUCUAGGCCAAUUUAUUGACAACAAGAUUCAUUCGAAUAACUUUGCUGGUGUAUGGAUUACAUCGAACUCUAACCCGACUAUACGUCGGAACGAAAUAUACAAUGGCCAUCAAGGUGGAGUGUACAUAUUCGGCGAAGGUAGAGGUUUGAUUGAGCAUAACAAUAUCUACGGCAAUGCACUAGCCGGUAUACAAAUCAGAACAAACUCGGAUCCGAUCGUCCGGCACAAUAAAAUACACCACGGUCAACACGGCGGCAUUUACGUGCAUGAAAAAGGUCAGGGUUUGAUAGAAGAGAACGAAGUGUAUGCCAAUACCUUAGCUGGCGUGUGGAUUACCACGGGUUCGACACCGGUUUUAAGGCGAAAUCGAAUUCACAGUGGUAAACAAGUCGGUGUAUAUUUUUAUGACAACGGUCAUGGAAAAUUGGAGGAUAAUGAUAUUUUCAAUCAUUUGUAUUCGGGAGUACAAAUAAGAACUGGCAGUAAUCCAGUAAUACGUGGUAAUAAAAUAUGGGGAGGACAAAAUGGUGGCGUUCUAGUAUAUAAUAGCGGCUUAGGCUUACUCGAACAAAAUGAGAUUUUUGACAACGCAAUGGCUGGCGUCUGGAUUAAGACAGACAGCAAUCCAACUCUUAAAAGGAACAAAAUAUAUGAUGGACGAGACGGUGGAAUUUGUAUAUUUAAUGGUGGCAAAGGUAUUUUGGAGGAGAACGACAUAUUUCGCAACGCACAAGCAGGCGUGCUUAUAUCAACACAGUCGCAGCCGAUCUUGAGGAGAAACCGGAUUUUUGAUGGUUUGGCAGCCGGCGUCGAAAUAACUAAUAACGCCACCGCUACCUUGGAAUUCAAUCAAAUAUUCAAUAAUCGAUUUGGCGGUCUGUGUCUGGCAAGCGGGGUGCAACCGACGAUUAGAGGCAAUAAAAUAUUUAAUAAUCAAGACGCGGUAGAGAAAGCGGUUGGAAAUGGCCAAUGUUUAUACAAAAUCUCUUCAUACACUUCCUUCCCUAUGCACGACUUCUACCGUUGUCAAACGUGCAACACAACGGAUCGGAACGCGAUAUGCGUUAAUUGUAUAAAAACUUGUCAUGCCGGCCACGACGUGGAAUUUAUCAGACACGAUCGAUUCUUUUGCGAUUGUGGUGCCGGAACGUUGAGCAAUCAGUGUCAGCUGCAGGGUGAGCCUACGCAAGAUACGGAUACGUUGUACGAUAGUGCGGCGCCCAUGGAAUCGCAUACACUUAUGGUCAACUAGGAACUAACCUAAAAUAAUUUAAACAAUCAAACGAUGUUUAGAGCCGUAAGUCCAGUAAUAAUGCGAUCACACGCAGUAUAUCUAUUGCCGAAUUCUUUAUGAUACUUGCCUUAUUGUCAAUAUAUCAUAAUUGUUAUUCUUUAAAGAAUUUUAUUUAUUACGAUAAUUUAAUUUUUAUUGUUAAUAUGUGAAAUAUUAUUGAAUAAUAUAAGUCACAUAACCAAUAUGUGUUGGUAUUAUAAUAUUGCUGUCACUUAUUUUCUUUAUCAAAAUUGCCAUCUUUGUUUUUCAUAUAUAACUUUUACAAUAAUUUAUUCCAUUUUCAUAUUGCAUGAUAUGCGAGGAUAAUAUAAUAUUUUUAUUAAUAUAAAUAAUUUACUAAUUUAUAUAUCUCUUGAGAUCAUCUGAUUGGAUUGGCUAUUUUUUUUAAAAUCUAUUAAAAUGAUGAGAUGAUAAUUGAAGAAAAAACCUAUAUUAGUUUUAUUGUAUUUAUCUUUAAUUAAUUCUUGUUAAGAAUUAAAAAAAAGAUUGUUUCUGUGGUCAAGGAUAAUAAAGAACUCGGCAAUCGAAUCGCCAAGAAGGCGAUAAUAAUAAAAUAACAAAGAAAGCCCUCAUAUGUGUAAAACAUACAGUAUCAUAUUAGGUAUAUCAAAUUAAUUUAAAUGUGUAAACGAGGGAAAACGCUAGGCUAAUCGUAAAUCGAACUUUUCACGUGACCCUUUUUAUUGAGAUUCUAUUAUCCUUAAAAUCAUAUAACAAAAGAGUGCAGUGCUGUAAAAACAAAAGGGAAAGGGAAGAGAAACGUGUAUACGCCAUAAUGACAUUCAAUGCCUCGUAAUAUAUUCUAAUGAACUGCUUAAAACUCUAACACGGAAAUCGCGAUAACGUAGAUAAGACGAAUGUGUAAAUUCGUAUAGUGUGAAACAAUGCAUUCGGAAUGUAAAUUGUGUAUAUCGAACGCGAAGCAGUAGUAAUGCUGAAAACGGAUAACGCAGUCGUGUUGUCUACUUUGCAGUAGCAUCAAUCCACAAUGAACAUAAAGCAUAUAGAUAAAAUUUGCACUUGACAAGUAAUAAAAGGAGACUUAAUCCAGUGUAUAAGAAGGAACGCGAACAGUGCAUGUGUCGAGUACCGCACUCGGAAUUGCAAAACUGAAAAUUUUAACUCAUCUCACGCAAAAAACAAACAAGGGACUGUAAUCCAACGGGUCACACGGAACGAUCGUUUACGUAUCAAGUGCAACUUUGUUGAUGAACGAUCUGUCGAAUCUAUGCGGUACAAAUCUCGGAUGGUAAAACGAAACGAAGGACGACAAGGCCGGGAAACACUCUACGAAGAUCUGCAAGACACCGGAACAAAUGUCUAAAAUAUGUGAUAUACAAAACUCACACAGGUGGAAUAAUCAAAAUAAAAAUUAACGUGCUGCUAAUUUUUCGACGUAAACAUACCUCGUAAUUAACGCGUAACGAUUCCAUUAAUCGCGAAAUGGUGAAUUAUGUGAUGAUGGUCCUAAGUUGCCCCCACACGGGCAAAGUGCAUAAUAAGAACGAGAUAAAAACUAUUUAAAAUCACAAAAGGAAACGAGUGGGAAAAGAAGAGUGCGUGCACGCUGGAAUGUACGACUGUGUAUACCAGUGAAAUAAAAAAAGAAAGAAACGAAAACGGAAGCACAGUUAAGCGUUCGAAAUAGAAGAUGUACUGUCUGAGGAACAGUUUUUAAAAAGUAAUCUCGAAUUUUUCAGAGUAAUCAGAUUUUUUUAAUUAUUACGUUAGUGAGUAAAAGAAGUCUAAUUACCUUAUUGUAACAUGUAAUUUUUCUGGGAGCGACGCGCGCUCCCGUGCGAGAAAAGGAAGCGCCUAUUAGCGAUAUAAUUUUAGACCGAAAUCAUUUUUAUUUACGCAAAAUGGUAUACAUAUAUAGAUAAGUAGAGAGGAGCGGACUGUCGUAAGGUAUCAUUAUUGUGAAUUUUGUUCGGAAUUUAACAACGUAAUUUGUUAUUCUAUGUGUAUAUUCUGUGGUAUUUUUUUGUAUGUCAUACGGCAAGGAGGCGUAUGAAAAUUGCCUUUCAGUUUACCGACUCAGGAGGAUAAUAUAUAGAUGCAUAUAUAUACAUAUACAUACACAUACAUGUAUAUGUGUCUAUAUACGUAUAUAAAUAUAAAUAUAUAGAAAUGAUGUAUAGCUCAGACGAAACAGACUUACUUGUUGAGCAAAAGAUCCGGCUUUAUUUUCCGGACAGUUAUCCUAAAUAUAUGAUAAGAAUUUUUUGAGUGAAAAAAAUCUCUAGUAUAUAUAUGUACGUACGUACAUUAAGAGAAAUAUUUGGUGAAAUUAACCAGACACGAUAAAUCACCAUACGAUUUAGUAAGCUGAAUCUGAAUUCUAAUGAGAUUGUCCAGAUUCUGGAUAAUCGUAUAAUCAGAAGUCUAGUUAAUCUCACCAAAUAUUUCUCUCAGUAUAUGGAUAUAUAUCAGUAUAUAUAUCAGAGAUAUUUUAUGUACAUUCAGUUACCUUGAGAUUGAAUUUAUCUUUCACAGAUUUGUUUUGUUUGUAUCAAAGAUAUGUGUACAUACAUUCAUAUGCAUAUACAUAUAUAUAUUUAUGUACACAUAUGAAUAUGUACUCGUAUAUUCAUAUACACAAACAUAUAUAUGAUAUGUAUGUAUAUAUCUACAAAUAGUACUGAAUGGAAGAAGAGUGAAAGGCAUUUUUCACGCAGCGUGUCGCAUUAAACUUUAAAGAAGGGAAAAAAGUGAGAUAUGUAUAUCGAGUCUUUGGGUUCUUGAGUGAUAUAUUGUAUGAUCUGUUGUUUUGUUUAAUAAUUGUUCAUUUGAUGAAAGUUCGUGGAUUCCUUUCUGUUCGAAGCGGAGAAACUGCAGAAGAAUACGGUGAUGCAACGGGAGACACAGAUUAUGCGAUUAAAUUACAUUAUGAAUAUUGCAAUUGUAAUACGUGCCGGACGCGCGCUUACAAAUGGUUUCUGUUUUUUCUUUCUUUUGUGAUGGAAUUAUUAUCGAUCAGAGUUUACGUCGCUCUCUAAAUUGGACGUGUGAUCGUAGAAAUUUAUUUAUCAAAUUAUUUAUCGGAUUGUAUAAAUUAUUGAUUGAAUUUGAACACUGGAUGUUCUGCGUUAUUCUUGGAUCAAAUUAUUUUAUUAUGUGUACAUGAUAUAUGUUGCAGAGGUGUAUGUGAAUGUAAAUACAUUUUUUCUUUAUUUUCUUUUUUUUUGUAUUGGAUCGAGACGGAAAGAGAAUCGCGUGCACACGCGCGUCCGCAUUCAUCUCUUUUCCGAGGAAGAAUAAAACGAAACCCUCGGAGGUAUAAAUUUAUCAUCGUCCGUGCGGAGCCGUUUUUCCCCCCGAAUACGCGAGGGGAGCAUUUUUCUGCGAUUUCUACCCUCUCACAUACAACGAGAGAAAGAACUUCUCCGUCACAACGAAACUGUCACUACUGCUAUUCAUACAGCGAUUCAACGAGACUUGUCUAAAUCUGCCGAUGUUAAAGUUGGAUAUUGUACAAAAUUUUUCUAUUAACAGACAAUUAUAGUUUUGUUUGUAACUACGGCAAGAUGAUCCGUGAUACGACUUCUGCGAAAUACUUAUCACCUCCAGAAAUAUUGGACUGAAAAGAUGCUGUUGACGCAGAAAAAGUGCCUCGAGAAUGUGCUAAUUAUUCCGUAAUUCUGUAAUUAAAAAGACAAAAUCGCAGAAGGCUAUUUUUAACGGGCAUUGACGUCUUCUCAGUAAGUGUCUUUUUGCUGUCCAUAAUGUAACAACCAACGAAACUCUCAACGGCGACAGUGACAAAUUCGGCCGUGUCGGUGAAUUCUUUUUCUCCGUACAGUUUCCCAAGUAUGUAUGUUGAGUAAUGUUUCGAACACAUUGUUUUUGCGCAGCAGCCGUGUAUAUAUGUAUGUACGUUGUAGGACGAGGCAGUAACCAAGCGGCGAACGAUUCGUGGACUCGUAUAAUAACUUCCCGACUGCUUCCACACUCCGCCUGCUCGAGCGUACGCGUUUUACGGCUUACACACCCUCGUGACCUAAAACUCCAAAAAAAGGGGGAAAAACGAGGAAAGAGGGAACGAAGGAACAUGUACACAUACACACGCACUAGAUGCGAGAGAUAGAUAAAAAUAGGUUUGCACAAAGAACUCCCCCCCCCCACCCACACAUACACACACACACACACACACACACACACACCAUACACAUGGUGAGUCGAGACUUUCAUAUUCGGCUGCGGCACGAUUCCAGUGUUUCUCUGUUUCUAGUUGUUGAAUGUAUUAGAGAUAAGAUUCGAUCACAGAGCAAUAGCAAAACCCCACCCUCCCCCCCUUCUCCGUCCUUCCAGUUGUGUUUGUCAUUUUUACAGUUCCGCGUGUAAGAUCGGCUGACGCUAAAUAGAGCUUUAUCGCACGUUUCCCACCAAAGUGACGAUUUUACGAUAUGUUUGCAAAAUCUCGAGAGUGAGAAGAGUGCGAGUAUCUCGUAAUAGAAAACAAGAGGACAAAAAAGACGCAGUGAAAAACUGUUCGACGUCGUAACGAGAGCGAAUUUUAGGCGUGAGGCAAAAGCGACAAAAAUUCGAAACAACAUAGCAAUUACGUUGAUUGUGCGCACCGGAUUGUCGAGCUAAUCGGCUUAGUUGCGAGCAAUGAGCGCGUUUCGCAUAAAGUCUCGAACUCGGAAAUGCAUGUAUGGUAAACGCGUCAAUUGUUCGGACGCCGAUUAUCCUGAACACCGAUUCUCCUGGACGAUUGAUAUUCAUAAAAAAAACAUACAAGAAAAAUUUUUUACUUUAUAUUUCAUUGAAAUAUUUUAUUUUUUACGAUUUUUAUAUUUGUAUGAAAUAUUUAUUGUGUGAAUUUACAUGAAUAUUUUUAUAUUUAUAUCAUGAUAUAUUAUUUUUUGCUUUUAUAUCUUGUUUAUGCUUUUCUAUAUGUGAAAAUUUCGCACAGUAAUCGAUAACGGAUAUGUUAUGUAGGUCUCCCCUCUCUCUCUCAUUUUAUAUCUGGAUAAUCGGCGUCUCGUCGCGCGUAUAUACAGGGUGCCUAACUCGAAUAAU
Molecule: messenger RNA, 8234 nt
Organism: Monomorium pharaonis (pharaoh ant)
Lineage: Eukaryota; Metazoa; Arthropoda; Insecta; Hymenoptera; Formicidae
Gene: FBXO11
Product: F-box only protein 11
Exons: 8
Coding region: 351-3167 (938 amino acids)
Biological process (GO): regulation of apoptotic process; ubiquitin-dependent protein catabolic process; protein ubiquitination
Molecular function (GO): zinc ion binding; protein binding
Source: RefSeq, a predicted model, not a curated record